Arabidopsis thaliana (thale cress) is the source of this 1869-nucleotide messenger RNA. RefSeq names its product Mannose-binding lectin superfamily protein. The coding region runs from base 97 to 1869 and encodes 590 amino acids. The record is from RefSeq and is marked reviewed. The transcript is spliced from 6 exons. Lineage: Eukaryota; Viridiplantae; Streptophyta; Magnoliopsida; Brassicales; Brassicaceae. Gene Ontology annotation, molecular function: carbohydrate binding.
GAAAGACUCCAAACGUGUAUAUGAAAGAAACCUUCAUAUAUCCAUGAGCUUUUACAUCUCUACAGCACUCUCUCUCGCUCUCCUCCACCAUCAGAGAUGACCCAAAGGUUGGAAGCACAAGGUCAAAAGACCCUGGAUAGCCCAUUUGUGUGGGAUGAUGGAUCCGACCAUGAUGACGUAACAAAAAUACAUGUAAGAGGUGACUCUCGAGGCAUAAACUGCAUCCGAUUUGAUUAUAUCAAGAGUGGACAACGGAAAUAUAAAUCAUUCUAUGGUCCCUCGUGGGCAGGUUUCACCCAAACGUUUAAGAUUAACCAUAAAGAAGAUGAACAACUUGAAUCUGUUGAGGGUUUUUAUAAGCCAGACUCGCGUACAAUUGUAGGACUUCAAUUUAAAACCAACUUGAGGAUUUCUGAACUGAUAGGACAUGGAAAAAAGGAUGAUACUAAGUUUUCAUUAGCUGUGGACGGAAAGAAAAUCAUCGGGUUUCACGGAUGUUCCGGCAGUUACCUAGAGUCUCUUGGAGCAUAUUUCACUUGCAUUGCUCCAACUAGAAUGGAAGCAAAAGGAGCAAAAGGAGGAACGGAUUGGAACGAUGGAGCUGACCAUGAAGGUGUUGCAAAAAUAUACGUCCGAGGUGGGCGUGAUUGUAUACAAUACAUCAAGUUCGAUUAUGUCAAGGAUAGAAAAUAUAUAUAUGGGCCAGCCCAUGGUGUCAGGGGUAGAGGUUUCACAGAGUCUUUCGAGAUUAACCAUCUCGACAAUGAAUAUAUGGUAUCUGUUGAGGGUUAUUAUGACGAAGGUGAUUCGGGGAUCAUUCAGGGAAUUCAAUUCAGAACUAAUAUCAAGACUUCAGAACUGAUAGGAUACAACAAUGGUAAGAAGUUUUCACUUGCAGCCAAUGGAAAGAAGAUCAUUGGGUUUCAUGGAUAUGCUGACCAGAAUCUAAACUCUCUUGGAGCAUAUUUCACAACCUCUCCUUUUAUUAAAUUGGAAUCCAGGGAAUCUACUGGUGAUCUCUGGGAUGAUGGCACUUUUGAAGGUGUAAGGAAGGUGUGCAUUCAUAAACAGCCGGUUUUAUAUUCAGUGAUCCAAUUCGAGUAUGUAAACAGAGGCGAGGUGGAAAAUCGUGACCUGGGGUUGAGGGUAUUUAUAGCAGAAGAAGGAGAGUUUGUUGUGAACUAUCCUUACGAAUUUAUCAUAUCUGUGGAGGGGACAUUCACAAAUGAAAAAGAUCCUCAUGUUGCGUCAUUGACUUUCAAAACAUCAAAAGGGAGAACUUCUUCAACAUUUGGAACUCCGGGUACUAAAAAAUUUGUGCUUCAGAGCAAAGGUUGUGGCGUUGUUGGGUUCCAUGGAGUGUUGUCCAAUGAUUAUAUUUCUGGGCUUGGAGCAUAUUUCCGUCUGCUGCCACCUCUUCCUGACGGAGAAAAAGUAGAAGCAAAAGGUGGUGAUGGAGGAGCUUCUUGGGACGAUGGCGGUUUUGAUUGCAUUAGAAAGAUAUACAUAGGACACGGCGAGAUGGGUAUCGCAUUUGUAAAGUUUCUCUACGACAAGGACAAUAAGUUCGUGGUCGGAGAUGAUCAUGGGAGCAAGACAUUACUUGGAGUUGAUGAGUUUGAGUUGGAGCAUCCAGAUGAAUACCUGAUAUCUGUGGAGGGUAGUUAUGAUGUAGUAGAUGGAAGUGAAUCCGAAGUUAUACUCAUGCUUAGGUUCAAGACCAAUAUGCGAACCUCUCAAGUCUUUGGACUCGACACAACAUCAAGCUUCAUACUCGAGAAGGAAUGUCACAAGAUCGUCGGGUUCCAUGGGAAAAUAGGUAAGAUGCUUCAUCAAAUUGGGGUCCAUGUCUUACCUAUUAUAGAUUGA